Messenger RNA from Mangifera indica (mango), 939 nucleotides. Its product is annotated as methylesterase 10-like. The record is from RefSeq and is a predicted model, not a curated record. Gene Ontology annotation, molecular function: methyl jasmonate esterase activity; methyl salicylate esterase activity; methyl indole-3-acetate esterase activity. Gene Ontology annotation, biological process: jasmonic acid metabolic process; salicylic acid metabolic process. The coding region runs from base 30 to 809 and encodes 259 amino acids. The transcript is spliced from 3 exons. Lineage: Eukaryota; Viridiplantae; Streptophyta; Magnoliopsida; Sapindales; Anacardiaceae.
ACAAGAGAAUGUAGAGACAGAAGGUGGCAAUGGCGAAAAUGAAGCACUUUGUUUUCGUUGAUGCAGCUUGCUUUGGAGAAUGGCCUUGGUUCAAAGUCAGGAUACCGCUCAAAGCAGCCGGUCACCUAAUUACUACAAUAGACUUGGGAACCACCGCGCUCAACGCCAAGAAUUUCAAUGACAUAUAUCCUCUUUCAGAUUUUAUUGAGCCACUGGUAAACUUCCUGGCCUCUCUAAAGGCCGGUGAUAAAGUCAUUCUUGUAGGCCACAGCUAUGGCGGGAUUAGCAUUGCUCUCGCCAUGGAAAAGUUUCCACAAUUAGUUUCUGUUGGAGUAUUUGUGUCCGCUUUAAUGCCUACUCACAAAUCUCCCCCAGGAGUCAUCAUAGAAGAAUAUUUGAACAGAACGCCAUUAGAAGACUGGAUGGAUUGCGAGUUAAAAUUUGACCAUGGAGUAGAUACAGUUCAAUCAUCUAUUCGCUUUGGUCCAGAAUACAUUAAAACCAAGGUUUGCAAGAACUGCACUGAAUCCAUUCUGGAGAUAGCAAAUCAAAAGGUUAGAACGACUAGGUUUUGCAAAGAAGAUUUUACUGAAAAAUUCCUGCUAACAAAGGAGAGGUACGGCUCCGUCGACCGGAUCUAUGUGAUGUGCGGGGAAGAUGAAGUGAUAAAGCCUGACUUCCAAUUGGAGAUGAUCGAGAAUGAGCCUCCCAAAGAAGUGAUUAUGAUUAAGGGAGCUGACCACAUGCCUAUGCUCUCUAAAAUUUCAGAGUUGAGCAAAAUCCUGGAAGAUGUUGCUGACAAAUAUUAAAGGUUUUUUUUUUUUUUUUAAAUUAAUAAAAAAACCGUGUUCCUUAGAUCGAUGUCUUUAAUGUUCAAGAUACCAUUCUUGCAUUGGAACUUCUGUAAAAUUCAUGAAUCUUAUACGAGUAUUUGUUGAA